AUGUCUACAACCAUGACAGAAGAUCUCAUGCAAUUUGCUAUUGCCGCCGAAAUGUUCACUCCUUCUACGAGUGCAUAUUCGACUCCGGCAGCACAAUUUACGCCGCAACAGUCUAGUCGGAACAGCGAAAUUGGCGAUGAGAAGGAUUGA
Glarea lozoyensis ATCC 20868 is the source of this 150-nucleotide messenger RNA. RefSeq lists its product as uncharacterized. Lineage: Eukaryota; Fungi; Ascomycota; Leotiomycetes; Helotiales; Helotiaceae. The record is from RefSeq and is a predicted model, not a curated record. The transcript has a single exon. The coding region runs from base 1 to 150 and encodes 49 amino acids.